Molecule: messenger RNA, 1093 nt
Organism: Psammomys obesus (fat sand rat)
Lineage: Eukaryota; Metazoa; Chordata; Mammalia; Rodentia; Muridae
Gene: Ranbp1
Product: RAN binding protein 1
Exons: 6
Coding region: 154-765 (203 amino acids)
Biological process (GO): nucleocytoplasmic transport; positive regulation of mitotic centrosome separation
Cellular component (GO): centrosome; nuclear pore; cytoplasm
Molecular function (GO): GTPase activator activity
Source: RefSeq, a predicted model, not a curated record
CAGGGGUCAGGGUUCGGGUCGGGGGGCGGAGGGAAGAGCGGACGGGCGGGAGACGCCGGCGCCAGACGCGGAGGAAAGGAGCAGCGACUAGCCGCCCAGAGGCCGCCGAGCCAGCGACGCCUGAGCCAGUCGAGCCGCCGUCGCCGCGCCCUCAUGGCGGCCGCCAAGGACAGUCAUGAGGACCAUGAUACCUCCACAGAGAAUGCAGAUGAGGCCAACCAUGACCCCCAGUUCGAGCCAAUAGUUUCUCUUCCUGAGCAAGAAAUUAAAACACUGGAGGAAGAUGAAGAGGAGCUUUUUAAGAUGCGAGCAAAGCUGUUCCGGUUUGCGUCAGAGAAUGACCUCCCAGAGUGGAAGGAGCGAGGCACCGGAGAUGUCAAACUCCUGAAGCAUAAGGAGAAAGGAACUAUCCGCCUUCUCAUGAGGAGGGACAAGACCUUGAAGAUAUGUGCCAACCACUAUAUCACACCAAUGAUGGAACUGAAGCCAAAUGCUGGCAGUGACCGCGCCUGGGUCUGGAAUACCCAUGCCGACUUUGCUGAUGAGUGCCCCAAGCCUGAGCUGCUCGCCAUCCGCUUCCUAAAUGCUGAGAAUGCACAAAAGUUCAAAACAAAGUUUGAAGAAUGCAGGAAAGAGAUUGAAGAGAGAGAAAAGAAAGGACCAGGCAAAAAUGAUAAUGCUGAAAAGGUGGCUGAGAAGCUGGAAGCCCUUUCUGUGAGGGAGGCCAGAGAUGAGGCUGAAGAGAAGUCUGAGGAGAAGCAAUGAAUCAUUCUCUGUCCAUUUCCUUUCUUUUUCUUUUUAAAAAUUUGCCCCACCUUUUAAGGCUUGUUUUUUUUUUUUUUUUUUUUGUUGUUUUGUUUUGUUUUGUUUUCUGUUUUGUUUUUACAAGGGAUUUUAUAAAGAACUGAAUUCCAACCUUCAGGUUGUUUUUUUAAAUUUUUUUUCUUCCCCAGUUUUGACACCUUUCAACAUGACUUCAGAAAUUCAUUCCCCAGUCAUGAAAAUGUACUGUGCUAACUUUCUUUUCCAUAGUGGAAACACUUAUUUAUAGUCAUCAAAAAUAGUGAAUAAAAAAUGCCUUUGAAAACCUGGA